Fomitopsis serialis is the source of this 4242-nucleotide messenger RNA. RefSeq lists its product as uncharacterized. The coding region runs from base 428 to 3958 and encodes 1176 amino acids. Gene Ontology annotation, molecular function: protein binding. The record is from RefSeq and is a predicted model, not a curated record. NCBI's taxonomy places the organism in Eukaryota, Fungi, Basidiomycota, Agaricomycetes, Polyporales, Fomitopsidaceae. The transcript is spliced from 9 exons.
ACAUCGACGAGCACUGUCACCAUCGUACUUAUGCAGCUGGGCAUGACACACUCCUCGUUCUUCAAGCUGGGUCGAUAGAAUGUUACAUUAUCGAUAGGGACACGUUUCGGCGGUUCCGGAUUUCAUUGGUGCAGUACUAGUACGUAGCUUGGCCGAUCGGGUGCUCAGGGUUGGAAGGUCACUGCGAGUGUGUUGCAUGGUUAUGAGGGCCCUUCCCCCCACCGCUCGGUCUGUGCUAGGGAUGGACCUCGCCAUCAUAGUGAGCGCCGUUAAGCACCUUGAACACGUUGCCAGUACCUGUGUCGAGGACUUCAGGACAUUGAGACAAGUGCGCGGGCUUCUAUAUGGUCCGCUGUCAUCUGAUGUCAGAUAACAGAGGCGCGCGCACCUGAGCGAUGUCCUUGCAGGAUCAUCCCCGACUUCACAGAUGGACCCCUUCUCCACCGCCGCUGCUGGGCUGGACGUUCUCGGUCUCGUCAUCAAGACACUCCAAGAACUCUUCCUCUAUGUCAAAUCUGUCAAGAAUGCCCCGAGUGCCGUGCAGAAGCUCCAGGAGGAGUUGGUCACCACGCAGGGAACGUUCAAGUUUGCAGAGCACACGUUCACUUCUCUGCAGCGGCAGCGGCUCUCUGAACACGCCUUGGGCGUGCUAACGCGUUUCGUCGCGUCCGAUGGUCCCCUGAAGCAGAGCUUGAAGGAGCUGGAGGCUUUGGACACUCGGCUAUCCAACGCCUUGAAUGCGAAAGGGAGGUUGCGAAGAUGGUUCAAGCGUUUGAAGUGGCCCUUGAGUGAGCGGGAGACAGACGAUAUCAACAAGCUCUUGGCAAAGACUACCACGGAACUCAACACUACAUUACAACUGGUCCUAGCCGAGCAGGUUUCGCACAUCCAUGUUCACACGCAAGAGACGCGACAUACUGUCCGUGACAUCAGGGAGGAGCAAAGACGAGUGGAGGUGCAGGCUCUGCGGCGUGGAGAGGAGCAUACAUAUGAGUCUCUGCUGGCGUGGCUGUCUCCGAUGGACUCAGAGGAGAAAUAUCGGCGAUCGCUCAACCUCCGUGUGAAAGGAAGCGGUCAGUGGGUGUUGAGACAUGCGACGUUCAAGUCAUGGUAUAAUUCCGUCAGCUCGAUUCUAUGGAUUAACGGCAAUCCCGGAAGUGGGAAGACAAUACUCGUCUCGUCAGUCAUCAAAGGAAUCCUCAAGUUCGAGGAGCCAGACGAAGCAUUGGCCUUCCACUUCUGUGACUUCAGCGAUGCUGUGACCACCGAUCCUGUCGAGGUAUUACGCGCUCUUCUCGCACAGCUUAUCCAAUCUGGAGGCGUCGGUCGUCUUUCUAAAAUCCCCGAACUCGUGGCACAAAUGAAAGAGAGAAAGCUACCUCCUGCCAGUGUCCACGACCUAGAUUUGCUACUCAAAGCUACUGCGGAUGGCCGCAAGAUCAUCAUCGUCCUGGACGCGUUAGAUGAAUGCCCGAACCCUUCCAAGAAAACAUUGCUGGACUGCUUAUCCCGGCUCGUACUCCAUGAGACAGCACACAUUCGCCUUCUUCUAAGCAGUCGUAAGCACGAGGACAUAGCCAACGCCCUUCGCGGGUGUUUGUCCAUCUGCCUGGAAGACAUUCAAGAGUCUCGCCAUCAUCUUCGCGACAUGGAAUUAUAUAUCGACGAUGCUCUGCGUACGAGAGAUCGCUUAUCGGACCUACCCCUCCAUGAAAAGGUGCGAGUAAAGGAUAGCCUGUUAAAUGGGGCGGAUGGAAUGUUUCGCUGGAUCGAUUGUCAAUUCGACAUGCUGUGCCGGCGUGGCUGGACGGUCGGAGGGAUUGCGCAGGUACUGUCUUCGCUACCACAUGGCUUGGAGUCGACGUACGAGCGGAUCUUCAGCGAGGUCGAGCGCAACGGAGAAGACGCCUUGAUGGUUGUUAACCGGGCGUUGAUGUGGCUCAUCACAACAUUGCGCCCAUUGACGGAAAACGAAAUCCUCGAGGCGUUGAUGAUAGAGAAGGGGAGGCCUACGUUGAACCAGAGUCAGCGACUAUGGCGGCCAGACGACCUCCUCUAUCUGUGCAGCAGUCUGGUAUACGUCGAACCGACUACGGGAUGCAUCAAACUGUCGCAUUACUCCGUCCGAGAAUUUAUCCUAUACAGUUCGCGCGCUCGGAGAUUCUUGCACAUGCACAACUCGGACCUCUCAGCUGUUCGGUCAGAGACAUCAAAGCUGAUGCUCACCUACCUCAUGAUCAACGACUUCAAGGAUGCGCCAAUAAAUGUUGAGCAUCAAGCGACAGCCUCGAUAGUAGGCGGACACACUCUGGAAAAGAAACGGGACCAGGAAAGCAUAUUGGAAGAGCACCCGUUCGCCCUGUACGCGGCCCCGUGGUGGUCCGACCAUCUGAGUAGGAUAGACAGACUUGACGAUGAAUUGCUUCGGCUGGCCGUAGCGUUCGUGGCAAAACCAUCGUAUCGUCGCAAGCCCCAUAAUUGGCUCAGGCACCAUUACAAGGAGUUGAAGGCACUCUUCUCCUAUGGUCUGGACGUCGCCCGUCGCAUUACUGAUCAGAAUGCCGCGCUCUUGAACGAAGACAUCACGCUCAACGGCACACCACUGAUCAACGCCAUAUCGCGCUCUGACAAGGACAUGGUUGUCCGUCUGCUUGAGGCCGGUGCGGAUCCCGACCGUAUCUCCAGCUCGCCGUUCGCCCAAGGAGGAGCGUAUCUUCCCACUACUCCCCUGUGGUUCGCCCUUCGAACGGAGGACAGCGAUCUCGUCCAGCUGCUAUUGAACCACAAUGCCACCGUUCACUGGAUUGGAAGCCCGGAAUUCGACGCGGUACUCCUUCGGGAGGUUGCUAACCAUGAGGCUGAGGAGAGGAAGCGGAGGUCCAUGCAAGGCCUUCCCGUCCAUGUACAGUCCGACUCUACACAUCGUGAACACGAAUCACACCCGCGGAUCGGCGGCAACACAGACUUGACGAUUCGCGCGACUCCAGGCGGUGCGGUGGUGCCCUACGUCGCGCGCCCAGACGCACUGUUCGUGGAAACGAUGCGACUCGUGAUGGACGCGGCACACGACGAGAAUGGCGAAGACGUUCUCGGACUGACCGCUCUCCAGGUUGCGUGCAUGCUGCGCAGCACGGACAUGGUCGUGUGUCUCCUGCAGCAUGGCGCCGACGUCGGUGAACUGUGCGAGCCGUGGCUCGCCCACUCGGACCUUCAAUGGGCUGCAUCCCAGUGGUGGUGUCCUGAGCAUCUACGUCAUGGGGCGCAGAAGCUCAGUGGUAUGGGUAUCGCGCUCGCGGCCAACGGAGUUUCCCCAUUCGACGGGAUCAGUAAUUCAACGCCCGAAACCACCUCUGUGGCGAGCGAAGCUAGCUCGGAGGAUGAAGAACCUCGCUACAUUUUCAACGACCCCCUAUAUGCUUCCGCCGUGGCCUUGUCCGACUCGCUGAAUAUGACGAUGAACUGGUACUUACUAGACGAAUGCGAAUCGGAGCCCUAUCCAGAAUCCUUCCGGCUGACCCCUCUGCAAAUCGCAUGCAAGUUACGCGACGGGCCUAUGGCGAGGCGCCUGCUUGCGGAGGGCGCUGGGAUUAGGGAAGCCCGCGAGCCUUGGUUAUCCGAAGCCGAUGCGGACUGGGUCCGGGAGCAACAUUGGUGGAAGACACGCAGCGCCUCGAAGCGCAGCAACAAUGACAGUUCUGCCAACAACGGCGAUUACAUUCCUCGAGACGAGAGAGACGUCAUCGACACGGUUGUGUUGUUGGAGAAGGGCUGGCACUUACCUGCAGAAGUCGUUCGAUACGUUCUGGAUCUAGCGGAAUACUGGCUGCGGACGUCCGUCACCCGCUCAGACUGUGUCUUGGUAGAGCGCAGCGCUGCUGAACAGCCUUACCUCACACUGAAACUACCAACGCAAGCAGCAAGGAUUCGGCGACCGCUGCGUAGGGUAGUGUUCGAGUGAUGGACGCCGUUUCGUCUGUAGGCGGGGCGCUGGUCGACUGCAAGGGCUCCCACUUUAGAAUGUUGUUCAAGGCAGGAGGAGGCGGAUGGCCUUACGCUGUGAAUGCGAGUCGGAGGCCUGUCUUCAUACGCGGGCUCAAACCUGGCAGCAAUGUUCACGUUACAGUUUGGGAUCUGCAUGAUGAGUCAGCUAGAAUGAAGCGAGUCAGGCGAUGGAUGCGGGAGUUCUUCCCUGGAUCUGAGUUAUCACUAUUUACGAGGGCACAGAAGAACCAUUCGUGGGGU